Rhizophagus irregularis DAOM 181602=DAOM 197198 is the source of this 1296-nucleotide messenger RNA. NCBI's taxonomy places the organism in Eukaryota, Fungi, Glomeromycota, Glomeromycetes, Glomerales, Glomeraceae. The record is from RefSeq and is a predicted model, not a curated record.
AUGUACUUGAACGAAACAGGACUUUUUGGUGAAGAAAAUACCUAUAUUAGCCAUCCUUUGCAAGAAGCCAACAGACCUUCUAUGAGAAAUGAACAAGACUUAACGUUAGAAGAUAGUUAUUGGCAGGAUGACAAUGAUAUAUAUGGAAAUUAUGAUGAAAAUCCUUCGUCAAGUGAAGAUCUGAAUGAGAACUUAAGCGAAAUUUCCAAUAAAACUUCAAGUAACAAUUCAGAUGAAAAUUUAAAUGAAGUUUCAAAUACAAACUUAAGUGACAAUUCAGGCGAAAAUUUAAGCGAAACUUCAAAUGCAAAGUCAGAUGAAAAUAUUUCUAGUAUUGAAAGCGAUGAUGAUAAAAAUUAUGAUACAAUUGAAACCAUCGGCAAUUGCUCUGAAGUUCAAAGUACUGUUUUAGUAGAUGUCAGGUCAAUACAGAUAAUACAAGAAACAACUAAUUUAACUCCAACAACAUUUCCAAACCCUGCAUAUGAGGCAUUCGUACAGUUAGUUACAAAGCAUAAACUUUCUGAUUCUGUAGCAAAUGAUAUUAUUCACUUAUUUAAUAACUAUAGUAUGGAUCCAACUGCGACUUUACCAUCAAAUGCAAAAGCUGCACGAGUAUUUCUUGAUUCAAUAGAAAUUCCUCAUAUUCUUUACAAAAAAACGAUCAUAAUGGAAUACAACCAAAUUCAAUACACACUUCAUCAUCGCACAAUUUUUGACGCUAUUAAAGAAUUAUUGAGCAAUAAAGAAAUAUUUAAAUAUUGCGUUUUUGAUUAUAGUCCAGAUUACAUAACGAAUGACAAAGGUGAACAAGAACAUUGUUACUCUGAACUAUAUAACAGUGACUGGUGGGGUCGUGCCCAACAAUCAAUCAAUGAAAGUGCAAAGGUACUUUCGAUAAUAAUUUAUUCAGACGCAACUACUUGUGACACGCUUGGAAAAAAAACAGAACAUCCUGUGUUCUUAACAUUGGGUAACAUCCCAAGCUGGCGACGUAAUAAGCCAGAUGCCAAGGCUUUGUUGGCAUAUUUGCCUAAAAUUAAUGACCAUCAAAAGAAGCAUGCGAUGGCAAAACAUCAACUUUUUCAACGCUCGAUGAACAUUCUUGUUAUUGAACCUAUUAUGUCAGUUAUGUCAGAUGGUCUUGAUUUACGAACUGACGAUGGUAUAUUGUGGUGUUACCCAUUUCUGUCCGUAUUACUUGGUGAUUUACCUGAGCAUUACGCUAUAACGUUGACAUAUAACUCAUUUAACUGCAAGAUGCCAUGUCACAUGUGCAUGAUACCAAAAAAGUAA